Molecule: messenger RNA, 1633 nt
Organism: Drosophila virilis
Lineage: Eukaryota; Metazoa; Arthropoda; Insecta; Diptera; Drosophilidae
Gene: Pk34A
Product: Protein kinase at 34A
Biological process (GO): signal transduction; protein phosphorylation
Cellular component (GO): cytoplasm
Molecular function (GO): ATP binding; protein serine/threonine kinase activity
Source: RefSeq, a predicted model, not a curated record
CAUUAACACAAUGAAGGCGUUAAUUUAAUAGUUAACGCCUGCGCAGCUUGGCUUUUUAUUAGCUGCCAGCAUAAUAUUUACUAUUUAAAUAAAAGCAAAUAGAAAUUAGAAUAAAUGGCCCAGAAGAAGCUACCAGCCAAGUCUCUGCAUGAGUCGGAGCAGAUGGAAUCCAAUUUGGUUGCGGCAACCAAUUCCAUAAUACCCAAUGGCACGGUACUUCGGGUCAUGGCCUAUACGAGAUGUGGCAGAGAGCCGGUGCGCACCACAAUUACAAUUAACGAGCUAAUUGGCAAGGGUACUUUUGGGCGCGUUUACAAGGCACAACUGGAUCAAUCGGAGCGACUGGUCGCACUCAAGCAGGUCGACUUCGAUCCGUACAUUCUGGAGCGCGAGCCAAAGAUCAUGAACUACAUUGAGGGUCACUGCAAUAUUGUUCGUUUGAUUAUGUACUGUUACGCCCAACUGGGCCACGCAAGGCAAAACUAUUUACUGCUGGCCAUGGAGUAUAUGCCGAUGACGCUCUCCGAGUUUAUACUGAAGCAACGGGAGCGGCCGCUGCAGUCGAUCUACGUGCGCGUUAUCUCUUAUCAGUUGUUCCGCGGCCUUGGCUAUCUGCACUCGCACUUCAUAUGCCACAGGGACAUUAAGCCGGAGAACACGCUGCUGGAUCCGUUAACAAUGAAUCUCAAACUGUCCGACUUUGGCAGCGCCAAAUUUCUGCAGGCCAACGAGUCGAGCGCCACAUACGUGUGCUCGCGUUUUUAUCGUGCGCCCGAACUGUUUGCCAAAUGCGAAAUAUAUGGCACCAGCGUGGAUCUGUGGAGCGCCGGCUGUGUCCUGGCCGAAUUGCUGAAGGGCAACGCGCUCUUUGCGAGCAGCAAACACGACCAGGCCCAGCUGCUGCAUGUGAUUGGACUGCUGGGCACCGCGGGCCUAGAACGGGCGCCACAUGUACUCGCCGCCAGCGGGCUGGACGCGGCCGAGGUUAGCGCUCGGCCCAGUUGGCAAACCUUAAUUGGCAACUGGGUGCCGGAAGACCUGGCCGCCCUGCUGGAUGAAUGCCUGCAGUAUGAGCCCGCGGCACGCAUCUCGCCGCUGAGAGCCUGUGCACACGCCAGCUAUGAUGAGCUGCGCACCAUGGACGCACUGAAUACACCGAUGCCCAAUGGAGUCCAGCUGCCGCCAUUGUUUAACUUCAGCCCGCACGAGCUUCAGGUUGAGCCAGGCUUGUGGAUGCAUUUAUUACCGCUGCAUCUCAACCAGUCCUUGGAGCAAGCCAUAGAGCAGCAAUAGAACUUCACACGCUAGUCAAGUGCAACACUAGAUUUUUAAGUUUAAAUAGAGGCUGUGCUAGUUAUACAAAUUUCAAUACCCAACGUGAGAACUCAGUUGAUUCCAGUGUCGUGUCUGGCUUAUCAUAUAUAUAUAUGUGUAUAUAUUUUUGUUGUGGUUAAAUCAACCAUUUUGACAGACUUUCCCAUAGCACGCAUGGGACUCGAGGAACCGCUUUGAAAUUCGAGACCCAAGUAGCCUUUGCGUAAUAAAAAAAGUCGACCAUCGGUUUGACGGUCUGACAGUGGUUUAGUUCAACGUGUGCUAACGUAGUGUUAACAUCUCGCCUAAAACAAAAAAA